Messenger RNA from Brettanomyces bruxellensis, 528 nucleotides. RefSeq lists its product as uncharacterized. The transcript is spliced from 2 exons. The record is from RefSeq and is a predicted model, not a curated record. NCBI's taxonomy places the organism in Eukaryota, Fungi, Ascomycota, Pichiomycetes, Pichiales, Pichiaceae. Bases 1 to 528 code for a protein of 175 amino acids.
AUGGAUUUUAAAUCAGUUCAGGAUCAACUGCAGGGUGCUUUCAAUGCAAUCGAUGGGAAUACCAGAAACAUUAAGGUCUUGGAUGUAUUCGAGCAGAAAACGCAUCUCCCAAGGUCAUACGCAGUGGUUGCUUUCGGUAUCGUUUACCUUGUCAUGAUUUUCAUGAACUUUGGAGGUAUCGGAGAGCUUCUAUCGAACAUUGCAGGAUUCAUGUAUCCAUUUUACAGCUCCUUGAAAGCUUUGGAGACCAGCUCUAAAGAUGACGAUACCAGAUUAUUGACAUACUGGGUCGUUUUUGCUUUCCUCAACCUGAUUGAGUUCUGGUCCGGUGCCAUUCUUUAUUGGAUCCCAGCAUACUUUUUGUUCAAGACUCUAUUCUUGGUGUACUUGUCUUCUCCAGUCACAAACGGUGCUCAGGUCGUCUACGGCUUAAUUAUCAAGCCUUUGGGAGAUAAAGUUUUGCAUACCAACUCUCCAGAAGGCCCAGCAGACAAUUUGAUGGAUAAAGUUCAAAACAAGAUCGACUAA